Molecule: messenger RNA, 1327 nt
Organism: Pelodiscus sinensis (Chinese soft-shelled turtle)
Lineage: Eukaryota; Metazoa; Chordata; Testudines; Trionychidae
Gene: MYDGF
Product: myeloid derived growth factor
Biological process (GO): positive regulation of endothelial cell proliferation; positive regulation of angiogenesis
Source: RefSeq, a predicted model, not a curated record
UGACCCCUCCGGCUUGCCGUAGGCAGGCUGCUCUUCCAAGAUGGCGGCGCCCACCGGAGCAGGCACCCGGUGGCUCUGGGCCGGGCUGGUCCCCGUUCUCUUCCUGUUCGCCGCGGCCGACGAGGGGCCCAGCACGGCCGAGUUCGACGUGCGGCCCGGCGGGAUGGUCCAUUCCUUCUCCCGGAGCCUGGGGGAUUACACCUGCUCAUUCACAUAUGCUUCUCAGGGAGGGACCAAUGAGCGGUGGCAGAUGAGCACUGGAGUCAGUGAAGACAACAAGCUCUUCUCCUGUUCAGUGUGGAGGCCCCAGGGAAAGUCUUAUCUCUUCUUUACCCAGUUUAAAGCUGAAGUGAAAGGAGCAAAGAUAGAGUACGGCAUGGCUUAUGCCCAGGCUGCAACCGGUGGGCAGAGCGACGUUCCCUUAAAGGCAGAGGAAUUUGAAAUCACGGAAACCACAGUGGCUCACAAAGAAGGCAAGUUCCGCUCCGAACUGUCCAAACUAGUGAUUGUAGCGAAAACGCUCCAUGACGAGUUGUGAUCCGGAGACCAAGAGAUGGGGCUUGUCUUUCGGCUGGAGAUGUGUGAUGGAUAAAGGGGACUUUUUUCUUAAUUGCUGGGUGUCUAGGGUGUUCUUUCCUCUUUCCCACCUAGGAGUAUGUCAGGGUCCAAAUAUGAGCUGGACUCGGAGGUGUUAAGAUAGACACCCUCUGUCUUGUGUCAGAGUAACCAUGUGCCUGAGGUGCUGGAGGGCUUUGCAGCUGGAGACCUCCGAUAUUCUUGAUUUGUAGCCAGCCAUUCUGUUGCCUGCUUUCUGCUCCAAUGAUUAGCUGAAUACGGCAAAGCUCUCCUCCAGCAGUGUCUCCUUAUCUUUCUCGCUAAGCAGAGCAAUGCAGAAAGAUAAGGAGCGGGAUUUAAGCAAGACUUGCUCAAGGAAAGUAGUUAACGCUUUGGAUUUCUGUCCAGGAGUGGGACAAGGACUGAUUCAAGGGGUAGUAGGAGGGGGGGUGCAGAACCAGCCAACCCCAUUCACUUUCCUGCUUUGGUCACCAAAGAAUAGCAUUUGGUGAGCUGAAAAGGAAACUGUCCCUGUUGCCCGGGUCUGAAUUUGGCACCUUGGCAUAAGAAAAGCAGAGCUGUGGAGGCCACAUGGGCCUUGUUUAUUCUGAUACGACACGGAUAUCCAUCCAGUGAGGCAGCCGUUAUUCUGUACAGUUCCAGGCCUAUUUUCGUAUCUACUGAAGUGAUUUUCUUAUUUAGUCUAAUAACUGUGAAGGAAUCGAGAAUUCCCUUCAUGUGUAUAAAAACCAAUAAAGCAUCAUGUCUCCAA